AUGCCGUUGUGGUACGUCUGGCCCACCGCGUUCCAGACCGUGAUCCGCGCGUGCAAGACACUCUUUGUCAUGUUGCUUACGCACAUGUUUUCCGUCUUUGCCCUUUCGGAGAUAGUCAUCUCGUUUGGUGGUAUGGAUGGGCAAUGCGUCGACGCGGAGCAGUUUGUGCAGCGCGACGCUCUCGGCCGCGUUGUCGGCCUGGAUCUGCCCUCGACGGGUAUCUGGGUUGGAAACCAUCAGAUCUAUACAGACUGGGUGUACAUGUGGUCUCUCUCUCUCUUUGCGGGCCUCGCAGGAAAUUACUAUAUUGUGCUGAAAGACACGGGCCUGUACUUUUGUAUCAAGUCGCUACGGUCGAAACUUGAUCACGUAUACCUCUUGGAUUUCACCAUUGCCUAUGAAGGUGUGCAAUCUGGCACGUACGCGCCCGAGUUCUUUACCAUCGCCAGCUUUUCGGUGGUGUCUCCCCCCCUCGCAUUCAUGUCCAUUGUGACUUUGUGCCGCUAG
Molecule: messenger RNA, 507 nt
Organism: Malassezia japonica
Lineage: Eukaryota; Fungi; Basidiomycota; Malasseziomycetes; Malasseziales; Malasseziaceae
Exons: 5
Coding region: 1-507 (168 amino acids)
Source: RefSeq, a predicted model, not a curated record